UAAGUUCGAUUUAUGCACACACUUCAGUUAGAGUAAUUUCAAAUCAGUAAUUAUGAGUUUAGCUGUUAUAAUUACUAUCUAGUAGGUACUCGUAUAGCAUACGUUUUGUAAAUGUGAAGAGCAAGUAGAAAGUACCUCAGUUGUUACUCCUACUCGAGGAUCGUUAUAUUACAGGCUAAUUGAGCUCCACUAUCAGAGAAUAGGACGCACUGGACCAAGCUGCAGAUCGACCUUCUCUACAGCGGUGAAGCUUAAAUAUUUGUUCAGUAGUAAUUCCCUUAAUUUUAGAAAACUAGAGGGUACUUGUUAGCUGAAAAUGGGAACAUUUGGUAACGCAGAAGAGUUAUAAAUACAAUUACAGUACUUUCGUUUCGACGUUUCUCAAUUGUGGUACGUAAUGAUUUUUGGUGUGUGUACUGCCACCUGUCGGAUCUCUAGGUCAGCUGUACCACUACAGUACUUCAAGCAAUCGAGCGUAGCGGCAAGUACAAGACAUAAGAAAAUGUCUGGCAAGCUGACUGAGGAGGAGCGAACACAAGUUCUCCAACCACUGUUGGAGAAAGGCUGGAAAGUUACAGAGAAUCGAGAUGCCAUUGCUAAGGAUUUUAUAUUUAACAAUUUCAAUGAGGUGGUCUGGUACCUCAUCAGUGACUGUGGCCUUGCUUCAUCAGUAAAGAGAACUUUUUAUCCAAGUGUUGCUGUGUUUCAGAGGUCAUGGAUACACAUUAAGAACAGAAUUGGACCCAAUAUACUAAUUUGAGGAACAUCUGUUGCUUAUAUGUUUAUUGUCCGACAAGAGUUACUCAGAAUUUAUCUACAGACAUGUAACCUAUCAUGCCUUUUGCACACUGCUUUCCAGAUAAGACAAGACCCACUCUUUUGCUUUUCCUCUUACACCUAGUACUUCUAGCUUGUUUAGUAGUAUUUUGUGGUCAAGUGUCAAAAGCCUUGGACAAGUCUGAGAAUAUGCCAAUAACAAUCAACCCCUUGUCGAAAGCUUAAAGUACCAUUUCAUAUGUAGCACACUGAAAAAUAACAAGCAUUAAAAAUUAUAAUGUUUGU
Molecule: messenger RNA, 1062 nt
Organism: Schistocerca nitens (vagrant locust)
Lineage: Eukaryota; Metazoa; Arthropoda; Insecta; Orthoptera; Acrididae
Gene: Pcd
Product: probable pterin-4-alpha-carbinolamine dehydratase
Exons: 4
Coding region: 398-760 (120 amino acids)
Biological process (GO): tetrahydrobiopterin biosynthetic process
Molecular function (GO): 4-alpha-hydroxytetrahydrobiopterin dehydratase activity
Source: RefSeq, a predicted model, not a curated record